Saprolegnia diclina VS20 is the source of this 1969-nucleotide messenger RNA. RefSeq lists its product as hypothetical. The coding region runs from base 8 to 1951 and encodes 647 amino acids. The record is from RefSeq and is a predicted model, not a curated record. The transcript has 2 exons. Lineage: Eukaryota; Oomycota; Saprolegniomycetes; Saprolegniales; Saprolegniaceae.
GCGAGCCAUGGCAUCGAUCGUCGUCAACGCCCUCUCGCUAUUGCUAUUGCUAUUGCUAUUGCACGCUGGACCGGCGCAAGCAUCGCUCUGCCACGGACCAGAGACACUCGUGCCCGUCGACGAGAAUCAUCGUCAGGACGACGUGGUUCGCACCGCGGUGAGCGCACUCGUGCGGCUUCAUAUGCACAAGCACGUAUGCACGGGCUGGUUUGUCGGUGGCCAAGGUCACUUGCUCACGGCGCACCACUGCGUUCGUGGAGUGGACGCGACGGCCAUUGUUGUUGAGGUCCCGUCCCACAACGGGUCGAUGCGUCGUCUUGCGACUGGUGUCGAUAUUGUCGCCGUCUCGGAAGCGCUCGACUAUGCGCUCCUUCGGCCGUGGAAUGGCACCUUGCGCGGCCGCCACCAUUUGAUGUUGCACCACGACACCUCCGACCUGCUCGGUCUUUCCGCCGUUCUUCCGCAGUUCACUGAUGGCACGUCCCCGCCGUUCUUGUCCCGUGACGGCCAAAUCCUUACAACCACGUACACUGGCUGCGGUCGCGGCGGACGUCUCGGGUACGCGCUCUCGACCAAGACGUGUGCGUCCGGGUCGCCGAUCCUGUCGACAGCCACGGGCGCCGUUUUGGGACUGCACACAUGUGGCGGCUGCAACACGGAGCAAGGGCGGUUGAACAGCGGUGUCGCUGCCACCGACAUCGCUGCCGACUUGAAGCGGCAAAAGGCGUUGCCACCAGCAGCGCUGGCGACUACGGUGCCACAUUUGACCGAAUCGCCACCCACAUCAAUGGUUGAAGUUCGUGGCACGCUCGUGCAUGCGUCGGGCGCGCCUUCGGUCGACACGAUACUGCUCUCGGUCGCGACACCGGGUCGACUCCGUAUCGAUGUUGCGGCAUGGACGCAGGACGCGUAUGGUCGGUGGACGGACGUCCGCGGCGACUGCGAUGGCUCGUACUUUGAUUCGAAAGUGAUUUUUGCCUCCGUCGACGCCGCCGACGGCCGCCAGCGCGCGCACAUUCUCGUCGAAAACGACGACGACACGUCAAGCCGUGGCCGCACCGACGGCUCGAUCAGCGCCCGCGAUGCCUACAUCGACUACUACGUUGCAUCGCCCGGCGAGUAUUACGCGUUUCUCGGUACGUCGGGCAUGGCGCUUGCUCUGGAGGCGUCAGCGCCGACCGCUCGCAACAGCAACAGUAGUGCUCUCUACGGAUGCGGCAACAUGCUCGCCGCCGCCGCCAGCUACAAAAUGUCGCUCACGGCCGACGCAGGUAUGCUGCUUCGGGUCGAGGCGCCACAAGUGCGUUCGCCAUCAGCGUGCAAUGGAAUCGCAGCACGGGGGCCGGUGCAGUGCCCCAGCCCACGCGAGGGCGCCGUCGAGCUCCGACUGCACGCUGUGGUUGCCGGGACACUGCGCCGGACAACAUCGGCCACAUCGACCGAUUACAUUCGCCUAAAUAUUACGUCACCCGGCCGCAUUGGCAUUGACGUGGCAUCGUACCAAGAGUUUGCCAACGGGUCCAUCGCCCCGGGUGGCCUUCCGAAUGUCUGUGGCCGCGCGUACGUCGACACGAUUCUCUACGUCUUUGAGCACUACCCGGACUCGCUCUUGGCGGCUGUUGGGAAUCGCCCGAUGGCGCACAUUGCGUCGGAGCGCUACCGCAGCAUUAGCACGCGCGACCCGUAUCUCGAGCUCGAGCUCGGCGUCGGCGUCUACACGCUCGUCGUCGGCCAAGAACCGCUCUCGCUCUACGAAGCGUUCCAUGCGCUAUACCCGAACGUGCGCGAGGCCAACGCGCCGCUGCUCUGCGGUCGACCGCACCCCGUCGGCCACUACCACGUCUUCUUCUGGGUGCAGCAUGCCACCAUGCUAUCCCCGCCGGCGCAGCCUGGGUCCUUUGACCAUGCGUCGUGCACGACCGAGGUCUGCGCCCACGAGCAGAAACGCUAAGAAUACACUCGUCUAAGC